This is a messenger RNA of Amaranthus tricolor (Joseph's coat), 1716 nucleotides long. Its product is annotated as gibberellin 20 oxidase 1. The transcript has 3 exons. Gene Ontology annotation, biological process: flower development; response to light stimulus; unidimensional cell growth. Gene Ontology annotation, molecular function: gibberellin 20-oxidase activity. Bases 171 to 1328 code for a protein of 385 amino acids. The record is from RefSeq and is a predicted model, not a curated record. Lineage: Eukaryota; Viridiplantae; Streptophyta; Magnoliopsida; Caryophyllales; Amaranthaceae.
UAUGCAAAUAAGCCCUUUUUUGAUAGCUAUAAGAUGCCCAACAUUUCUCCUCUUUUCCUCAAACAAAAAACAUACACUUUUUCCUCUUUACCUUUUUCCUAUAAAUUCUCUCACUCCAUCACUUUCUACAAAACUCAAGUAAAAGAGAACAUACAUAGCUUCAUGCAACAAUGGCUAUUGAUUGCAUGACCAACAUAAAUCCUACUCCAAAAACCCACCAAAUCUCUAAGGACCAAAACCAAAAUAAUCCACUUAUAUUUGAUGCUUCAUUUCAUAGCCAUCAAUCCAACAUACCCCAACAAUUUAUAUGGCCAGAUAAUGAAAAACCAAGCACCAUUAACCCUGAAGAAUUAUCUGUCCCUCUUAUAGACCUCCAUGCCUUCCUUUCAAUGGAUUCUCCUCAAGAAGCCAUGGAAGUUUCAAAGCUCAUAACUGAAGCUUGUCUUAAAUAUGGUUUCUUUUUAGUUGUUAAUCAUGGUGUUAAUCCUAAAUUAAUUAAAGAUGCCCAUGAUUUAAUGGAUGAUUUCUUUCACCAAACUUUAACUCAAAAACAAAAAGCUCAAAGGAAACUUGGUGAGCAUUGUGGGUAUGCUAGUUCUUUUACUGGUAGAUUCUCUUGUAAUCUCCCAUGGAAAGAAACUCUUUCCUUUAACUUUUCUCCUCAAGAACGUUCUAGAAUUGUUGAAGAUUAUUUCAAGAAUAAAUUGGGUGAUGAGUUUAAUCACUUGGGGAAAGUGUACCAAGAAUAUUGUGAAGCUAUGAGCACACUUUCAAUAAAAAUUAUGGAGUUGCUUGGUUUAAGUCUUGGAGUAGGAAGAAGAUAUUACAAGGAGUUUUUUGAAGGCCAUGAGUCGGUCAUGCGCCUCAACUACUACCCGCCGUGUCAACGGCCGGACCUUACGCUCGGCACCGGACCUCAUUGUGAUCCGACUUCUCUAGCCAUUCUACACCAAGAUCAAGUUGGUGGUCUUCAAGUGUUUGUCGAUGGGAAAUGGCGUUCGAUUCCCCCUAAUAAUAACGCUUUUGUCGUCAACAUUGGUGACACUUUUAUGGCACUAACAAAUGGGAGAUACAAAAGUUGCUUGCAUAGAGCAGUGGUGAAUAGUGAAAAGCCAAGGAAGUCACUAGCAUUUUUUUUAUGCCCAAACAAAGAUAAAGUUGUUAAGCCACCAAGAGAACUUGUAGAUAAUGAGAACUUCCCAAGGGUAUACCCUGAUUUCACAUGGCCCAUGUUGCUAGAAUUUACACAAAACCAUUACAGAGCUGAUAUGAACACUCUAAAGGUCUUCUCUGAAUGGAUUCAACAACAAAAAAACUCAACCAAUUGAAAAGUGACAUAUGUUGGAAUUUCGCUCUUAUUUGAUAAACUUCUUCGUUUUUCACCAGAUCCUAAUUAUAGCUUUUAUGAACGAGAUAUAUUCGAUAUGAUCCACGACUAUCAUAAUGUUAGACUUCCUCAUGCAAUUGCUAUUCAAGAAGGGAAAAGAUGGCGGUAUCAAACCAAUGAUAAUUUUAAUGAUGUUUGAUAAUAUUUAUAGGCCAAAAAAUAAAUAAUUAAAAGGCCAUUUUGAGGGAUUUUGAAGAAUUUUAUUAAGAUGCAAUUAGUAGUUUUUUUUUUCUUUCUUUAAUUAUUUAUAUAGGAUUAUAUUAGAUUUUAGAUUAGUUGAGUUUUAUAAGAACCAAAAGAUUUAAUGACUAGUGAGUGCAUUGCAUCUU